AUGCUUCCAGCACCACCACUCAAGAUCAAUUCCACCUCCAAUUCCAGGCCAAAUCUAGUAUCUGGUCUCAACAUUGCGGUGUAUUUUCCUGCCUCCCGAUCUGAACGUAUUUGCUUUCUGUCUACCAUUCUCACAGACUUUGCCUCUGUGUUUUCGUCGUCUCCAUCACGAUCUAUCAUUUUGGGUGAUUUCAAUUAUAACUACUCCAAUGCUUCUUCGUUUCGGAAUCGACAGGCUCCUGCUUCUUGGUUACAGUACCUUGAUGAUCACUUUGUCAAUGGUAUCACGGCUCCAGGUGCCACUCCUUCUGUUACAUUCCAACGUGGUACGUCUCAAUCUUGUAUUGACUACAUCUUCUUGUCAUCGGAUUUGUUGCCUUCCAUAUACCAGCUUCGCUUGUAUUCAUCUGCGGAUGCGUCGUCCGCCCUGUCUGUUGGCAAAGGCCUAUGGCGUGCCCAUCCUCUUCUUGCUUCUAAUUCCACCUUUCGUCAUCAGCUUCAUCGUGCUCUUUGUGGUCGUGUCCCGACCCUUGAUCCCACUUUGUCUGUCGCCCAGAAAUGGAAAGAAUUGAAGCGAACCACUGCUACUGUUGCCAAAUCGUUCUCAAGGCGCAAUGCUUAUACUCUUAAGCGCGCUGAGGAGCUCCUUCAUAAGAAACGAGCUGGUCUACAACAGCGCUUGAACUCGGAUUCAAUUCAACAUUCGGUUCUCACUCCACAUUUGACCAUUGUCGAGGAACAACUUGCAGCCAUUCAACAAUACCAUGUUGAAACCUUAGCUCUACGGUCUGGUGUGCGUUGGCGUGAACAAGGUGAGAUGCCGCCCGGCUUCUUGAAGAAAACAUCUUCUAUUCGAGCUGCUCGGACCCUCAUCCCUCCCUUGAUUCACCCAUCGUCGCAUUCAUUGUGUACCACCAAAGAUGCCAUGCUCGAUGCCGCUGCUACUUACUACGGUGCUCUUUACACCCCAGAUACCAUCGAUAUGCAUGCCGUGCAUGACCUACUUGAUGCGAUCCCUGCUUCCACUCGUCUGUCAACCACAGCAUCUCUGUCAUCGAUUGAGCCCAUUUUUUUGAGGAUCUCUGUGAAGCCUUUUCUCGUGCACCCACCACUUCCUCUCCUGGAAAAGGCGUACGACCGUGUCCAUCCCGUAUACCUUCGUGCCGUCCUCCUUCGUUUUGGCUUCCCCGCGGCUUUGGUUGAUUGUAUCUCUCACUUGUUCUUUGACAAUCAUCUCGUUGUCAAUGUCAAUGGUUUUCUUUCAUCACGAGAACCACAACUACGAGGCCAGAAACAAGGGGACCUCAUCAGUCCUAUUUUGUUCAAUUUGGCAUUUGAACCGCUUCUUAGAAAGAUUCUCCAGGACCCUCAACUACCAGGUUUCCAGUUGCCUUCACCUCUAUCAUUCAACGCUCCCUCUGCUGUCAAGAUGAUGGCGUACGCUGAUGAUAUUGUUUGUCUGUUGACCUCUCCUGCAGAUCUCAAUCGCCUACAUUCCCAUCUACAAGUGUACUCUGCUGCAUCCAACGCUCUCGAGAACUUCCACAAGACGGAGGCUAUCUCUCUCAGUGGCUCAAGAAGCAACUUUGAUUUGAUUUGGCGAACUCCCCUUCUUCAACAUCGCAUCACUAGUUGGCACGACGCUACCUCGCCAUCAUCAAUCCGCUAUCUUGACAAGAUCCGUCUGGGCUGUCAAAUUCACAAACAACGAGGGCUCUCAGUACGCGGUAGAGCCACUGUUCUCAACUCGCUUGUCCUCAGUAAACUGUGGCAUGUGCUUCGUGUGGUGACAGUACCGGUCAAGUUCCUGGACAAUAUUCAGUUUGUGAUCUCUCAGUUUGUCAAUGUUAGAAUCUCUCCAAAAAUUGGUCAUCCCACCUUCUUCUCUUCUCGUUCCCAGGGUGGUCUUGACAUCCUCAAUCCAAAGCUGCAACAAGGUGCGCUCCAACUACGUUGGCUGGAACCGCUGCUCAGCAUGUCUACUACCCAAAUGAUGUCGCAUUCUUCAAUCGUGUUACCUCGGCUAGUUGGUUUUCUCGGAGACCAUCUCUCCAAACGCCCUGACAUCCCACCAGAUCAUCCGUCACAGCCACUUGAUCAUCGCAUCAGUAUGCUUUUUUCAGGAUGCCGUCCAUCCAUUUGUCAACAACAAGAGAGUUUUUGGUCAUUGCUGUUUAGAGCUCUGGAUCGCAUUCCAAAAGAUUUCUCAUCUACUAUCAUCAGUGCGGCCACCAGUUUAGAGAUCCCUUUGGCCACGGUCCUUCUUUCCGUUUCACCUGGUACAAAGCUCUCCAAAUCCUAUGCCAAGCUGCCAACCUCCAUCGCCUACACUUUGGAUCCCACAUUGGACAGUUGCCUUCGCCCAAAGACUUCCCGCGAGAUUUCAUCCCCACCCAAACUCGCAAAUGGUUUCUUGCGGCUCGUCAGACAGGAUCACAUCAAGCUCGCUCCCUUCUUUGCCCGUACAUUCAUUCACAGAAGGUUUGCAGGCUUGGGUUGUUUUCCUUUCUUACCAGUUGAGGAUCACCGCACUGUGGAUGCCUCACCGUUCGUCCAAGCUAUAUUCUCCUCAUUGUCACCGACACCUCUUGUUCGCCAGCAUCGUCUGUCCACAAGAUCAUAUCGAAAACUUUGCUCACAGCCAUUAAAACCUGAAUCUUUCCUACCUCCUCCUUACAACCCAUCCAUUCGCCCAUCUUGGUCGACCUUUUGGUCUUUGCCACUAUCACACUCAUGUCGCACUGUUUGGUACCGUUUCCUUCAUCAUCGAAUUCCUCACAGACUUCGCUUGCAUGAAUGGAAAAAGAUCCCUUCACCGUCUUGUUCCAUCUGUCAAUAUCCCACUGAAUUGACCGACCAUUUCAUGUUCUCAUGUCCUGUCAAACUGGCUGUCUGGCAGCAGGUUCACAACGAGCAUUUGGGCGUAACAGUGUCCAUCACUUCUCUCGACCUUCAUCACCUUCUAACCACCUUUUGUUCUCCUUAUGUUCGAACAACAUCCGAUCUUUGCAUCAUUGCUGCUACACUGGAAUCUAUCUGGUUAUCACAUUGGUCCUUUGUCUUCAAUGAUACCCCAUUUACCACUGACAUUGUUCUCGUUCGGGUCGCUCAAAAGAUUCGCCUACACAAACAGGAGUCAUUCAUGGCGGCUGGCAUUCCGCACUCACCUCCUCCUUUCUUCUCCGUCGAUCCCGUCUAA
Messenger RNA from Mucor velutinosus, 3198 nucleotides. RefSeq lists its product as uncharacterized. The coding region runs from base 1 to 3198 and encodes 1065 amino acids. The record is from RefSeq and is a predicted model, not a curated record. NCBI's taxonomy places the organism in Eukaryota, Fungi, Mucoromycota, Mucoromycetes, Mucorales, Mucoraceae. The transcript has 5 exons.